Messenger RNA from Alternaria postmessia, 1806 nucleotides. RefSeq lists its product as uncharacterized. Lineage: Eukaryota; Fungi; Ascomycota; Dothideomycetes; Pleosporales; Pleosporaceae. The transcript has 3 exons. The coding region runs from base 1 to 1806 and encodes 601 amino acids. The record is from RefSeq and is a predicted model, not a curated record.
AUGGACCCCCCCGAGACACCUGAGAAGAGCAGAACCAUUCGCGGCAUUGGUAUCACUCGCGCUAUCGAGGCAGGAAAGAGGUUAAAGCGCUUUGUAGGAACAGCAGAGCCGGUCCCUUUCGUUACUCCGCCUGCGAUGCCGAAAGUCCUAAAGCAAGAGUUUGUUGUCGGGAUGAAAGAGUAUGGCUUGGACCACAGGGUGCAAAGUAUGGGGUUGGAUGUGCUCAGUCAGGCCGCAAGUAUGCAAGAACGCCUGCCGGAAAUAAGAGAAGAGCACGAGGGUCCGGUCAAGGCUACAUGGACUUCAACUCAGUCUGGCCAACAAGCUUCUGGCUCCUCACCACCUCGCAUGACGUCUCAAGGCCCUGCAGCCAACUCAAUGUCAUCAAAUGGAUCUCAGCCUGUGCGCGCGUCGUAUGAUACACCUUCGCUCGCCGCCUUCAAGAAGCAAAUGGAUGCAUUUGAAGAACAGCAUGUGCCAGCGUACUCUAAUGCAAAUCCCAACGUGGGUAGCGAUGACAUUGAGGCAAGCGGUUCAAGACAUGCGUACAACUACAACACUAGGUCAGAAAGUCUCUCCAGUCAUAAGGCAGCUAGUUCCUCGCGAGACAGCGCAUGUUUCCAGAACUUGUUCCGUCAACCACCUACAUCUAGCGUACCUUACAUUGUCGUCCAAUCUCCGUCGCCAACUAAACUUGCGCCGUCCAAGAAGCGCUUGAUACCUCAAGCAGCAGACGAGUUGUUCCGACCAGACGUCAGAGACAUCCACUCAGAUAAUAAGAAGGCUACCGGUCUGCCAACCUUGCCCGCAUCAUCCUCAGCUUUGUGGGAAGUCGAUUUCCCGGGAUAUACCCCCGCCCUACUCACCAUCCUCCUGACCUGGUCGCACGCAAUGCAGUCCUUCUACCGGCGCCUUCCGGACCCGAAGACCUUCCCCAUACAUGCCGCUUUUCCACGCCGCAUUACUCCACCAGCCUACAACCGCCUUAUCUCCGUCGGUUUCUACUACACUAGCUUCAUUCCACACAAGGACAUCCGGUUCCUGGGCCCAGGCGAUAUGGCUGAAAUUGGCUAUGCAGAGGUUGAUGUCUUCCGCAGCAAGGAGGAAGUUGUCACUUUCAACGCGCAGGAGCAGGAACACCCUUCAAAGGCGCAGGCUAUGAAACGGAGAUUGGGCAUCGGAUCCAAACAUGGAGAGCGAAAAAGAACAUUGGGAGUAUACCGGGAUCAGAUACAUCUUGCGGAUAGUGGAGAAGGACGAUGGGCGUAUGUUCUUAUCAAAGAACAUGCGAUUUCAGAAGAGGAAACUCCGCCCCACGUCAUGCUCGCGUGGCACCUUUCCGCUGUUACUGACACAUCGACUUGUCUCCACACCGUCUUUCCCGACAACCAUGAACCUAUUCUCAGCAAACCACCUGCGACGCCUGCACCACCUGAGCAGCCGAUAAGACGCUUGGCCUCUCUACAGAACCUCAUCAGCCCGAGCCGUGGCCAGAAGCAUCUCCAUCGUGAGAUUCGCUCUGUCUCGAGCAGUGCAGGUUCAACGGAAGUAGAGGAAUCGAGCAUCCUGCCACAGGAGGGUGCGCAGACGCUGAAGAGAACGGUUGUGAAAUUGGAAAAGGCGGGAAGUAUACCACUUAUUGAGGGAUAUCGAGUUGAUCUGAAAGAGUUCAGGGGUUGGUUGGAUGCGGUGAGCAAGGGAGAAGGGAAGGUCAUCGUUUGGACGGAGUCGCCGCCUCUGACCUCACUUGCGCAGGGUUGGUCGUCCAGGACGCGCUCUGCGUUGCGAUUCGGUUCUGAAGGAUGA